This is a messenger RNA of Epinephelus fuscoguttatus (brown-marbled grouper), 7939 nucleotides long. It is a transcript of the gene aco1, whose product is annotated as aconitase 1, soluble. The record is from RefSeq and is a predicted model, not a curated record. Gene Ontology annotation, molecular function: aconitate hydratase activity; 3 iron, 4 sulfur cluster binding; 4 iron, 4 sulfur cluster binding. Gene Ontology annotation, cellular component: cytosol; mitochondrion. The coding region runs from base 238 to 2922 and encodes 894 amino acids. The transcript has 21 exons. Lineage: Eukaryota; Metazoa; Chordata; Actinopteri; Perciformes; Serranidae. Gene Ontology annotation, biological process: citrate metabolic process; tricarboxylic acid cycle.
GCAAAGGAUUGUGGGUCAGAAUGGCCAAAGAAGCAUGCUGACAUGCAUACUGCGAAAUAUGACUGGAUGUAGUAGAACAUCCUGGUACUUUUGGCAUACUGCAUCUGAUAUUGGGACACACUAAUUCUUUUUCUGGCAUACUAAAUAAUAUGGUAGUAUGGCUAUUGGAACGCAGGGACGGAGUAAAGAGGAAGUAAAGCGCAACGAAACGUGAUUAGUACUGACACACAGAGGAGGAUGUCUGUGACUGUGAGGAAUCUUUUUCAACAUAUAGUUGAGCCUCUGGACCCUGCAGACCCAACGCAGCAAUUUUACAAUCUUUCCAAACUUGGAGAUCCCAGAUAUGACCGUCUGCCGUUCUCUGUGCGCGUCCUGCUGGAGUCUGCUGUCAGGAACUGUGAUGAGUUUCUGGUGAAGAAGUCAGAUGUGGAAAGCAUCCUUAACUGGAAGCAGACCCAGACUCAAACUGUGGAGGUGCCAUUCAGACCAGCUCGUGUCAUCCUGCAGGACUUCACUGGUGUCCCUGCUGUGGUGGACUUUGCUGCCAUGCGUGAUGCGGUGAUGAAACUCCGUGGUGACCCAGAGAAGAUUAAUCCUGUGUGUCCUGCUGACCUCGUCAUCGAUCACUCCAUCCAAGUGGACUUUAACAGGAAGUCUGACAGCCUUCAGAAAAACCAGGAUUUGGAGUUUGACCGCAACAGAGAGAGAUUUCAGUUCUUAAAGUGGGGCUCCAAAGCCUUCAGGAACAUGCGAAUCAUUCCUCCUGGUUCAGGGAUUGUUCACCAGGUCAACCUGGAGUACCUGGCCAGAGUGGUGUUUAACCAUGAUGGGUACUUCUACCCUGACAGCCUGGUGGGCACUGACUCCCACACCACAAUGAUUGAUGGACUGGGAGUCCUGGGCUGGGGUGUUGGUGGAAUUGAGGCAGAGGCUGUUAUGCUGGGUCAGCCAAUAAGCAUGGUACUGCCUGAGGUGGUGGGAUACAAGCUGUCCGGGAUCCCAGACAAGUUCAUUACCUCCACUGACAUUGUCCUCACUGUUACUAAGCACCUCCGUCAAGUUGGUGUUGUAGGAAAGUUUGUCGAGUUUUUCGGCCCUGGUGUUGCUCAGCUGUCCAUCGCUGACAGAGCCACCAUCUCCAACAUGUGUCCAGAGUAUGGAGCCACAGCAGCUUUCUUCCCCGUGGACGAGGUCAGCAUUCAGUACCUGGAGCAGACAGGGCGAGAAGCAGAGAAGCUGGCCUUCAUUUCAAAGUACCUGAAGGCAGUGGGCAUGUUCAGAGACUACAAUGAUGUCUCUCAGGAUCCAGAUUUCACUCAGGUUGUAGAGCUGGAUCUGAGUACAGUGCUCCCCUGCUGCAGCGGACCCAAAAGACCUCAGGACAGAAUCUCUGUGUCCAACAUGAAAACCGACUUUGAAGACUGCCUGGGAGCAAAGCAAGGUUUCAAGGGUUUCCAGGUGGCUUCUGAGCGUCACAGCACUGUGGUGCCCUUCCAGUUUAAUGGAAAUGAGUAUACGUUAAGCCAUGGCUCAGUGGUCAUCGCUGCUAUCACCAGCUGCACCAACACAAGCAACCCAUCUGUCAUGCUUGGAGCAGGGCUCCUUGCGAAAAAAGCAAUAGAGUGUGGCUUGAGUGUGAAGCCGUACAUAAAGACCAGCCUAUCACCUGGCAGUGGAGUUGUCACCUACUAUCUGAAGGAAAGUGGUGUAAUGGACUACCUCUCUCAGCUGGGCUUUGAGGUUGUUGGCUAUGGUUGCAUGACCUGUAUAGGCAACAGUGGGCCUCUCCCAGAACCCGUGGUGGAGGCCAUAACCCAGGGAGAUCUGGUUGCUGCAGGUGUCCUCUCAGGAAACAGAAACUUUGAAGGAAGAGUCCACCCCAACACCAGAGCUAACUACCUGUCUUCCCCACCACUCGUCAUCGCCUACGCAAUAGCCGGCACUGUAAGGAUAGACUUUGAAAAUGAACCAAUUGGCACGAACUCUGAAGGCAGAGAGAUUUACCUGAGGGAUAUCUGGCCGUCACGGGAAGAGAUCCAGGCUGUGGAGAGAACGUUUGUCAUCCCAUCAAUGUUCAAAGAAGUCUAUGAGAAGAUUGAGAAAGUGAAUGAGCGCUGGAACUCUCUGGUUGCUCCAUCUGACAAACUCUAUACAUGGGACCCCAAUUCAACCUACAUAAAGUCACCACCUUUUUUUGAUGGUUUGACAAUGGACCUGCAGCCACCCAAGUCCAUACAUGAUGCCUACGUGCUGCUGAACUUAGGAGACUCGGUCACCACUGACCACAUUUCUCCUGCAGGGAACAUUGCUAGAAACAGCCCUGCAGCACGCUACCUGACCAACAGAGGUUUGAGUCCCCGUGACUACAACUCAUACGGCUCACGUCGCGGUAAUGACGCUGUCAUGGCAAGAGGGACGUUUGCCAAUAUCCGCCUCUUUAACAAGUUCCUCAACAAGCAGGCACCACAAACCAUUCACCUGCCAACUGGAGAAACGCUGGAUGUGUUUGAUGCUGCAGAGAGAUAUCAGCAGUCCAAGACCCCUCUGCUGGUCCUCGCAGGGAAGGAAUAUGGCUCAGGCAGCUCCAGAGACUGGGCUGCAAAGGGCCCCUUCCUACUGGGUAUAAAGGCAGUUUUGGCAGAGAGCUAUGAGCGGAUCCACCGCAGUAACCUGGUUGGGAUGGGGGUGAUUCCUCUGGAGUAUCUCCCAGGAGACACUGCUGACAGCUUGGGACUGACCGGCCGAGAGCGCUACACCAUCGUCAUCCCCGAGCAGCUCACACCUAGGAUGAUGGUAGAUGUGAAGCUUGACACAGGAAAAACAUUCCAAGCGCGGAUGAGGUUUGACACCGACGUAGAGCUGGCAUAUUUCCACCAUGGAGGAAUCCUCAACUACAUGAUCCGCAAGAUGUCUGAAAACUAACGUGCCAAGUAUAGUACAGAGCGAGAGCAACGUGCCAUCCCUGUAACUCUCAGCUACAGUCCAACAUGGCAACACCAUAGUGAGUUCAUGUUAACGGUUGACAGAAGAAUAGCGUCCUAAAGUAAUCCAAUCAUUGUCCAUGUACGGUGGAAAGAGCCUUUUACAGACAGUUAUCACUAUGUUCUCAUUUUUGAGAAUGCUGCUACUUGUUUUACUUACAUAGCAAAGCUGGGGGGAAUAUAUAUGAGAUGUGGAUAUUUAAUUAAGAUAUGCAAGAUUAGAUGAUGUUAAAGAGUUAGAAAGUAGAGAUGCAUCAAUCGAUCAGCUGGUGGCCAGCAUUUGCCAAUUUUCAGCUUGUUCAGUCGUAACCGAUGACCAGCUGGUCAGUCUCAGAUAUAUACGAUCCUGAUCCAAACAGAUUUACAUGCAUGUAUGACACAGUGUUAAACGUCGCACACACAGUGGCACAGACACUAACCAACUAUUGUCACAGCUUCUGCCACCCAUUCCCAUUCCCAGUUCAUCAAAUACAGGUGCUUCGUCACGCCCCAUCAUUAGUGACUUUUCCAACCUUCUUCUUUGAGUAUUUAUAGAUCUGUUGCUCCUGUUCUCUUUUGGGAAAGUGAAACACAUGAGACAAAGUGGGAUAUACUGCAGAUGGAUUUGAUUCAUACAAAGGUUUGUGCAGUAACCGGAGCACUUUUUAUUUAGAGUCUGAGUGAGAGAGCAUCCUCUAACCUGCUGCAGUUUGGGAGAAAAAGUAAAAGGUAUUUAAUUGUCAGUGUUUUAUUAACGACAUACAGUUAAAUUUUCUAUAAAGAUACAUACCCUCUGCAGUUGUGGUAAAUAAAAGCCCUGCCAAUACGUGUGAAUUUUAAUUCAUUUAUAUCCUCCAUUAUGAAGAAAUAGCAUUCUUUGCUAGCCUGAUGCUAAUGGCAGUACUCAUCGGGAUGUUAAAUUGUCUCUGUUUCUGUUCGUCUGUCUGCAUGAUAUCUCAAGACAGCUCCAGGGAAUCUCUUCAAAUUUGGCACAAAUAUCCACUUGGGCUCAACAAUGAACCGAUUAGAUUUUGGUGGCCAAAGGUCAAGGUCACUGUGACCUUGUCUGCCUCAUUCUCAUGAACACGAUAUCUCAAGAACACCUUGAGGGAAUUUCUUCACAUUUAGCACAAAAUUCAUUUGCAAAUAAUGACAACAGCUUCACACAAAGGUUUAAUGGAAUGCAAUAAUGAAGUGAUGACAUUUUAUAUCCCAAAGGUCAAAGGUCAGCUUUCACUAUGACAUAAUGUUCUGCAAAAACAACAACACUUUUCUGGCCAUUAUUAAUGGUCAUAUCUCAGGAACAGAAGGGGAAGUAUUUGGUCAGAUACUAAAUUGGUGACGCUCAUCUUGAAACUGUGCUGGUUGAAUAGAUCUGUGUGUGAAGUAUCCAUGUUUUCACAGACAUGGAUAUAAACUGUAAGAGAAACUUGUGGGUGUCGGCAUACAACUGAAACAUGCCAUGUCGGGAUGUCGUGAGGUGUUCCAAAUGCAGCAUUGAUUGUUGUCUAUGAUGACACACUACAUGAGAUAAAACGAUAGAUUAUCACACACAACACUCAUUGUCGUUCACAAUCUGAGCCAACCCAGUAUGACGCCACGUCAGGCUAUAAUUGGGCUGAUAUCCUGUAGUCUAAACCCGGCAUUACAGUUUCAGGAAGAGAUAAAAUAGGUAUCACCCAAAAUCAGAAUCGGAAGGUCAGACUUAAAAAAUUGGAAAUCGGAAACGUCCAAGAAAAUUGGUGCAUCUCUAUAAAAAAAAAAGUUAGUACAGCCAGACGCGGUAGCUGCUCUCUGAGAGGGUGGGGGGCACAACUUUUGUUUUGAGUUUGAGCUGAGCCAAGGCAAAGGACUACCACUCUACAGUGUGGGUCUUUAUUUUUUUCAGUUUUGAUGACAUUGCCGCUCUAUAGCUGGGUUUAAAGAUGUGUACCUUGAAGGUACCAAUUGGUACGACAGCACGAAGUAGUAAAAAUGUCAGACUGUCAGUGAGUACUACAUACUGAUACUUCAGAGAGUAAUCCUGUCAAUCUCAAGUCAUAAAUUCUGUCCUCCCCAGCAGUAUCCGCAGUGUUUGCAUUCUUUCAUAUCAGCAAGAUGUUUCACCUUAUUUCAUUAGUGAACAUUCCGCUCGGUUGCCAUAUCUACAUAGUUUCAUUCCCUGAUAAUACAGCAGGUUUACCGUGGAGAUGUGUGUUAUUGAAAAGGAAAGGAUAACUGUGUCUCUGCCGACAUCAGAAAACACAAGCAGCCAAUCACAGUAGGCACAGUAGCUUCAAUGUAUUCUCACAAAACUGCAUAACUUCUGACACAUGCAGCCAGCAAUUCAAUUCAAUUCAAUUUUCAGGUAAAGUUAACCUCUGAUGCAUAAGUAGAAAUCCAACAUAGCGAGACAGUGUGAGGAGUGUAUCCAACACCCUACAUCUUUCGUUGCCAUGGCCAGAUAAAGGUCCCUGUUGAGUUUUUAGUAGCCCUGUAGAAAAAUGUUUUUUUGUGUGCCCCAUUUUGUUAGCACAAGGAGAUGAUAUGUUACACAUUCCAGCCAAUGGUUUGACACUUCUCUACUGAUCAGCAGGUGGCAGUGAUUUGCUGAGAUAUGCAACACAAUAGCAGGGAAGAGGAAGGUUGAUGUAAACAGUGUAGAUGUCAGACUACUCUAGUGAGUAAUGCUGAAUGUAAACAGGAAGAAAACAAGAAAACUCCACGGAGCGCCUUAAAUUGCUGCUCAUAUCGUCAUCUGCAGCCAUGCAGAGUGCACUGUUCUGCUAUGAUAAGAGUGAAACCUAACUGUAGCUGUUUAAAGAUUUGGUCUGAGACUGAACUCAAGCAUCCAUUUCUUCCCCUGUGGCACCUUCCAAGGGCUGGAUUAACACUCAUGUUGAUUCUGGUUUUAUGCCUUCACGCUGGCAGUGGCCGUGACCAGAGGCAUUCUGCUUUCAGGUCGUCCGUCCCUCCCAUUAUUGUGAAGCCAGUAUCUCUAGAACAAAUGGAGGGAAUUUUUUCAAAUUUGGCACAAAAAGUCCGCUUCGGCUCAAAAAUGAACUUCCUAGAAUUUGGUGGUUUAGGGUCAAGGUCAGGGUCACUGUGACCUCACAAUAACUCAAUAAUUCAUUUGUUAAUCACAACAAAUUUUCACACAAUUGUUUAAUAGGAUAAAAUGAUGAAGUGAUCAAGUCAAGUGAUGGUCAGAGGUCACUGUGACCUUGCAUCUGUCGCAUUGUCAUAAACACAACAUUUAAAGAACACCUUGAGGGAAUUUCUUCAAAUUUGGUAUAAACAUUCACUUGGACUCAGAAAUAAACUGGUUAGAUUUUGGUGGUCAUAGAUCACUUUGACCUUGUAUCCGUCUCAUUCUUAUGAACGCUGUAUCUUGAAAAUGACUCAAGGAAUUUUCCUCAAAUUUUGCACAAACGUCCACUUGGGAGUCAAAAAUGAACUGAGCAGAAUUUGGUGGUCAAAGGUCAAGGUCACUGUGACCUCACAAAAUGUUUUGAGCUGUAACUCAAGAAUUCAUUUGAUAAUAGUAUUCACACAUAGUUUCACACAAAUGUCUAAUAGGAUUAAAUGAUAAAGUGAUGACAUUUUGUAUCCAGAAGAUCAAUGGUCAACUUCUCUGUGACAUCAUAAUGUUCUGCAAAAACACUUUUCUGGCCAUUAUUCAACAUCAUAACUCAGAAACAGAAGGGAAGACAUUUGGUCAAAUACUGAAUUGGUAAAACGAAUCUCACUAACCUGGGCUGAUUGUAUAGAUCAGUGAUUCCCAAUUUGUAGAUCACGGUCCAGAAGUGGGUCAUUUUGAACAGACUACAGGUGACUCGCAAACAUGUCAAGUUUGUAAAAAACACAAUUUAUUUUGACAUACAAUGAAUUUCCAGCACAGAGCUUAUAAUUUGAAGUGCCGUUUCCUGCUGUAGAGUGAGUGACUAACGGACAGCUACUUGACAGAGAAAGCAAACUAGCUUGACGUCAUGGCAUAACUUAAAUAUGACGCUGAACAUAUUAACCUGUGUGGACCUUGAACUAAAGACUAAUGAGAAAUCUGGACCCUGUGGCUGGACCAGUUGGGAACCACUGGUAUAUAUCUUCAGUGCUUCCGAGAGGAAGAUGUGUGCAAAGCAUCCACUUUACCUGCAACUUUACUGGUAAUUGUAGUUAACAGUGACAAUGAGAAGCAGAUAAACCACCGGACCGAUAAGAGUAGAGGUGUCAAUAAAGUCCUAACAAUGCCCAUCUCUUGUUAAAAAUGAUAAAAAGUCCCAUGUUGUAAUAAUUCAAAAGUCCUCUUUUAAAGCAAGAAUUGUGUAGUGAUUUUAAAAUUUAUCCUUAACAUUGUUAAAGAAUCAGCUUUUUUUAUGUGGACAAGAAGUUCUUGAAGUGCUCAGAAAAAAAUAAACAUUUGGUUAUCUGAUGUGGAAGAGCUUGUGAUAAAAGCUCCUGAGAAGCUACAGCAUGGACCCUGUGUGGAUGUCAUCAGGGAUUAUGUUGGUGAUAAUAUGAUAUUAUUGAUGGUGCUGGACCAAUGAAUCAUAAAGGAAGAUAUUUGGCUUGACUAGACUGAGAGUAGACUAUUAUUGUGGUUACUCCUUCAGCGAAACCCUCUGUGGUGAAAUACUGUAUCACAAUAAUGGUUACCUUCUAUCGCACACCGUUCAGCUGUUUCCUCUUCAGGUUGUCGUCUUAUUCAUAAUCAUUUUCAUGUUUCUCUUCAUCUUACAGUCAAGAAAACAUACGUGUUUGUUCUUCGCUCAUUCCAAGCUUUGAUUGUAAAUCUGCUUAUGUUUUUGUUAUUGACUGCCUUAAUAACUGCAUAUGUGAUCGUCCUGAUUUAAAGCUGUUUGAGUCUUUUUGCCCUUUUAUCCUGAAACACUAAUCAUUUUGAUUCUGAAGACUGACAAAUGUUCAUGUUCAUUAUACUGUGUGAAUGCAUUGUCUGUAAGUCAUAGAUUACUGAAAACAAUAAAAAAAAAUUUUGUAAUUUU